AUGUCGUCGUUUAUAGAGACUGAACAGAAAGUGCUCGUUAAUACUAGAGCGGGUGGUGUAUAUAUUCCACCCGCUCGAUUACGGGAGAUGCAACAAACGAUAACCGAUAAAUCUAGUAAAGAAUAUCAAAGAAUUACUUGGGAAGCUCUAAAAAAGAGUAUUAAUGGUCUCAUUAACAAGGUCAAUACUUCAAAUAUAAAAAAUAUUGUUUUUGAGUUGUUUAAUGAAAAUUUAAUUCGUGGAAGAGGUCUUUUUGCUAGAUCGAUCAUGAAAGCACAAUCGGCUUCUCUACCGUUUACACCCGUUUAUUCUGCAUCGGUAGCUAUUAUAAACACAAAGUUACCACAAAUUGGUGAACUAGUUCUCACUAGGUUAAUUGUUCAAUUUCGUAAAGCAUAUAGGCGUAACGAUAAGACAACUUGUUUAGCUACUACUUCUUUUAUUGCACAUUUAUGUAAUCAUCUAGUAGCUCACGAAAUUGUCGCAUUACAAAUUUUAGUUCUUUUACUUGAGCAUCCUACUAGUGAUUCAGUAGAAGUUGCUGUCGGGUUUAUGCGUGAAUGUGGUGCUCACUUGGCUGAGGUUUCACCAAAAGCGAAUAAUGAUGUAUUUGAUCGAUUUAGAACUAUUCUUCAUGAAGCAAAUGUAGAUAAAAGAGUUCAAUAUAUGAUUGAAGUUUUAUUUCAAAUAAGAAAGGAUAAAUAUAAGGAUAAUCCACCAAUUCCAUCAGAAUUAGAUUUGGUUAAGGAAGAUGAUCAAAUUACUCAUCAUAUAUCAAUUGAUGAUGAAUUAGAUGUUGAAGAAACUCUUGGUGUCUUCAAUUUCGAUCCUGAUUAUUUAGAAAAUGAAGAAAAAUACAAGGAAAUAAAAUCACAAAUAUUAGGUGAAGAUUCUGAUGAUGAUGAUGAUGGAGAAUCAGGUACUGAUGAUAGUGAUGACGAAGAUGAAGAUAAUGAGAGCGAAGAGGAAUUAGCAAAGAAAAUGGAAAUUCAUGAUAAUACAAAUACAAACUUGAUAACCUUACGUAAAACGAUAUAUCUAACUAUUAAGUCAAGUCUUGACUUUGAAGAAUGUUGUCACAAACUUAUGAAAUUAAAUAUUCAAGAAGGACAAGAGAUGGAACUUUGCAACAUGAUAAUUGAAUGUUGUUCUCAAGAACGUACUUAUGAAAAGUUUUUUGGUCUUACAGGUGAACGUCUUGCAAAAAUAAAUUUGGUUUGGGCUAAAUCUUUUGAAAAAUGUUUUGUUCAAUAUUAUGAGACAAUUCAUCGAUACGAAACGAAUCGGUUAAGAAACGUAUCAAAAUAUUUUGGACACCUUAUAGCAUCAGAUGCUAUUUCUUGGGAAGUUUUUAGUGUAAUUAAAUUGACAGAAGAUUCAACCACAUCAAGUUCUCGAAUUUUUAUUAAAAUAUUAUUUGAAGAACUCACUGGUACUUUAGGUAUACCGAAACUUAAAGUGAGAUUAAAUGAUGAAGCAAUGUGUCAUUAUUUCGACGGUCUUUUUCCAAAGGAUAAUCCACGGAAUACUCGUUUUGCAAUCAACUUUUUUACAAGUAUUGAAUUAGGUCAAUUAACUGAGGGUUUAAGAGAGCAUUUGGUGAAUGCACAAAAACUCAUUGCAACAGAAAAACGUAAACGAGUAGAGAGUGAUAGUUCUUCAGAUGAUUCAGAUGAUUCGUCAGAUUCGUCAGAUUCGUCAUCAUCAGACUCAUCUGAUUGA
This is a messenger RNA of Rhizophagus irregularis DAOM 181602=DAOM 197198, 1722 nucleotides long. RefSeq names its product pre-mRNA-splicing factor cwc22. Gene Ontology annotation, molecular function: RNA binding; protein binding. Gene Ontology annotation, biological process: mRNA splicing, via spliceosome. NCBI's taxonomy places the organism in Eukaryota, Fungi, Glomeromycota, Glomeromycetes, Glomerales, Glomeraceae. The record is from RefSeq and is a predicted model, not a curated record. Gene Ontology annotation, cellular component: catalytic step 2 spliceosome.